This is a messenger RNA of Phasianus colchicus (ring-necked pheasant), 3732 nucleotides long. RefSeq names its product G protein-coupled receptor 17 (gene GPR17). NCBI's taxonomy places the organism in Eukaryota, Metazoa, Chordata, Aves, Galliformes, Phasianidae. Gene Ontology annotation, cellular component: plasma membrane. Gene Ontology annotation, molecular function: G protein-coupled receptor activity. The record is from RefSeq and is a predicted model, not a curated record. Gene Ontology annotation, biological process: phospholipase C-activating G protein-coupled receptor signaling pathway; positive regulation of Rho protein signal transduction.
UACUGCUCCAACAAACAAGGAUGUUGCAGGCACCUUACAGUAAGAACAUGUUCAGAAAAGCUCUUCAGUCCUAAACCAGUCUUUCAAACUAAACACAACGAAUAGCAUCUAGCUAGACAUACAGAACCUGCUUCCACUUUUCCAUAUGCCUGAUAAAUGAGCACAUGACUAUUACUCAACUAAGCCCAGCACAGGGUGGAGACAAACUCAUAACCAGCUAGUUUCUCUUCAAUAGUGGUUCCUUCAAUGGGAAUUAAUGGGCUGGACAGCUGAGCAGAGUUUUAAUGUACAUGUUUAAAGUCAGACUGACACGUCCUAUUAAGUAUCAGUAUCAGCAAGCACAAGACCACACUGAUUUCCAUCUGUGUUUUCUCCAAAAAACAGUUUUGUUUUUUUUUUUAAACUAUAACAUGAUGUCUCAACUCUUUCAGGUUUUUCUUUCAUACUUCAAAACUGUGGUGAAAAAUGAAAGGCCCAGCAGAUCCCUCAAGUCUGCUCUUCAAUUGCUCAAAUCAAUCAAACUUCCCUUGGGAAACUUCAGAGCAAUGUGGCAAAGAGACACACCUCGAGAACGUACUUUUUGCUACCUUCUACUUCCUAGACUUCAUCCUGGCUUUUAUUGGCAACUCCCUGGCUCUUUGGCUCUUCAUUCGGGACCAGAAGUCUGGCACACCCGCCAACAUUUUCCUGAUGCACCUUGCUGUGGCUGACCUCUCAUUUGUGCUGGUCCUCCCCACCCGGCUGGUGUACCAUUUUUCAGGUAACCACUGGCCGUUUGGUGAGAUCCCAUGCAGACUCACCGGUUUCCUCUUUUACCUCAACAUGUAUGCCAGUAUCUACUUCCUCAUGUGCAUCAGCGUCGACAGGUUCCUGGCCAUCGUGCACCCUGUGAAGUCCAUCAAGCUCCGCAGGCCCCUUUAUGCCCAUUUGGCAUGUGCCUUCCUAUGGCUCAUAGUUGGGGUUGCGAUGGCACCCCUGCUGCUCAGCGUGCAGACUGUGGAAAUGAACAACACAACCAUCUGCCUGCAGCUCUAUAGAGAAAAGGCAUCACGUCACGCUCUGGUGUCCUUAGCUGUUGCGUUCACCUUCCCAUUUGUUACCACGGUGACCUGCUACUUAUUAAUCAUCAGAAGCCUGAAGAGUGGGAACAGAGUUGAGAAACACCUGAAGGAAAAAGCUGUCAAAAUGAUCAUCAUGGUCCUGAUGAUCUUUCUGGUUUGUUUCGUACCUUAUCACGUCAAUCGCUACAUUUAUAUCCUCCAUUACAACGGGACCAAGGCUUCCUGCGAGACGCAGCGCCUGCUAGCACUCAAUAACCGCAUCACUUCCUGCCUCACCAGCCUGAAUGGGGCCUUCGACCCCGUCAUGUAUUUUUUUGUAGCUGAGAAAUUCCGUGAUGCUUUGUGCAACCUGUUCUGUGCUAAGAGGACGGUGAUGAUACCGCAGACGUGUGAGGGGAAGACGAAUGAAAGCUCGCUGAGUGCGAAAUCUGAGCUGUGAACGUGACUCCUGCCACUGCUUCAACGUGAAAAGGCUGCUCUGCCUAAAUCAGAGGAGUGCAGACAUGCAGAAAGACAGCGUAACCGCAGCCAGGCUCGCUCCUGCAGAGGGAAGUUCUGUCAUUUCCCUGGAACUGAAGUUAACAGGAACCCCUCUGAUUACGUGCUCCUGUCUUACUGAAACUGCAAGCACAAGUACAGCCACACUGACUGCCACGAUGUGAAACUGAGGGCUGAGCACUUAGGAACAACUAAAGGAACAAGGGCUGUUAAACAGACACCUCCUUUUUGCAAAAUAAUUUAAUUCCCAAAGCAUUCAAUAAUGGCUUUUCCUAUGCACGAUGCAUAAGCCUACUUUAAAAUGUCACGCUGCACCAACACUAGAGAUCCAUUCCUCACAUAGACUGUACCUUCUGUUCAAGUUGCAUGCUCAGUGUUUAUACACCGUAGGCAGAAUAACUGGCACUAAGCCAUAGCAAAAUAAAUAAAUAAAUAAAAAGCAAAAUGCUGCAACACAUCCAAGCAGGAAUGCAAUUAAGAGAAUACUGACCAUUUUUUAACUGCUUCCAAGUGCUAAGUGUAGGAGAUGAGUUCGAAGCUUCAGAGGCCAGACAAUGUUUACUGCACUGCCUCUGUUAUGUAGUUCCCUGCCAAACAUCAGACAUCCUGAUAGUACUUCAACUAAAGAAUAGAGAAGGUCUCCUUAGGAAUACAGCAUUCAUCUUUACUACAUACUGAAUCAAAAAAAUCUACGAACUUCUGUCUUAAAAAUUGGUAAAGGUGGACAAAAGCAAGCAGAAGAAGAAACCACAGCAUCAUUUAGGAUGGAAAAGACUUUCUAGAUCAAGUUCCAACCACUCACCUGACCUACCAAGUGCCAUCACUCCAACCAAGCCCUCUAGUGCCACAUCCACACAUCUCUUAAUCACCUCCAGGGUAUUUAUUUUACUGAUGUUCCCUUUGCCCAGGGAACAUCAUCUCAGUUUUAAGGUGUUUUAUGACUAUUUCAUUUUGGCAGUUUACCUUGCCAGACUAUUUAUUUGCUACAGAUAAAGCAGGGAUUACCUUAACUAUCCUUACUAAUACAAAUUAUAUCCAGUGGAAUACAUCUGGGAAUGAGAGGCACACCUAGCAAGAUUAGGUACAAUGAGAAAAUAGAAAAUGAACACAACAGUUUCUUACAGCAUUUGCUAGUAGAAAGUUACUGUGCAAAAGAAGUAAAUGUUAUAGGAAACCACAUGACAGGUGAAAUAAAUUUGGAACGUACAGACACACAGGCACACACAUUCCUUUCCUAAACUUUCCAUUUAAAAUUUGGCCCACAUACUAUGAAAUCAAACAUUCUUUUUCAUGCUUGAAUUGUUUCAAUCCUAGCUGCUUUCCUAAAAAGACCCAGGAAUACUCCUAGGUGCUGUGACAACAGCACAGAUUCUAACAAGCUGAGAUGUCACAAGGAAAUUUAUUAUGUCCAGCUCGAAAAACUAAGACACAGAAGUUGCAUGCAGGACCAAACAGAAAAGGGAGUGGAGGAAUCUCCCUGCUGGACAGGGUACAGACAUACAACCUUUCCUUCCUCACCCUUCAGGUAGUGAAAAUGUAAACCCCAGGAAACUACUAAGCUUUGCUCAAGAUACGAAAGCCUGAAAUUAACUAUGAAUUGUACAACACUAUGUACUAACUGUCAGAUGGGUUUAUUUUCUUAUGAUAUCCUUUUGUAGAAGUUUCAAGUUUUUAGUUUCUUACUUCUUAAUUAAAUGCAUUAAUCUACCUUAGGACUUGAUUUUAUAUUUCUUUAUAUAAAACAAACGGCUUUUCAAGACUUGGAAAAUCUCAUGCUGAAUAUGUUUUGAUGUAAUCCUCACAUUGUUCUCUUGGCCUUUUGCAAUGUUUUAAUUGCUGCUCAGCAGCGAUUACCUGAUAAACAGCCAAACCUGCUAAACUCAGCAUCACACAAUCCCUUUUCUCACCUGCUAUCUGGCCUCUUGCCUAUAAUCCCUUUCUUUUCAGUACCCUUCCACUAGCUACUAACAUUUGAGUUUCUGCUUUCUACACAUCCCACUGAACAAAGAACACUGUUCUUCAUUUAAUUCCCCAUCCCACAACAGGCUACUCCUUAAAGCUUCCUCUGUACCUCUACAAGCUUCACCUCCCAGUAUAUGACCAAUGGAGCAUUCUCAACAUCUCACUACCACAUCAACAACAUACUGACAAAAUUUCCAGAGCUGCUGCUCCA